AUGGAGCAACUGAUCCGAGCCACGCCAGCAGAGCACGGCACACGGAUCGGUGCUCUCGCGCGGGUGGGGAGGGCGGAGGAGAGCGAGGCAGGGGCGAGCGAGGUGUGCGCGCAGGCGAGGGGCGAGGUGACGAGCAGCGCGCAGGCACGUGGCGCAGAUGCGGGCGCGCAGGGGAGGGCGAGAAUGGCAUGCGGUGGCACGUGCGGGCAAGUGCAGACAGGGGAGGAGCAUGAAGGGAAGGAGAAAAGAGGUGAGGGAGAAGAAGAUGAGAGGGCAGAAGAUGAGGUGAAAGAAGUGGAAUGUGAGGGAGGGGAUGGCAAGGUUACGAGAAGGGGGGACGAUGGGAUGGGUGGAGGCAACAGCGGGGAGGCAGGUAUGGAUGGGGAAGAGGGUGGGCAGGAGGGUGGGAAGGAGGUUGAGAAUGAGGGUGGGAAGGAGGAAGGGAAGGAGGGUGGGAAGGAUGAUGGGAAGGAGGGUGAGAAGGAGGAUGGGAAAGAGGGGGAGGAGGGUGGGAAGGAGGGGGAGGAGCAAGGGAGGAGCAGUGGGGUGGAGAGAGAGGAGUCAAAGGAGGGUGUGAUGGACGCAGGUGCAGGCAAGGGCGCAGGUGCGAGUGGCAUGGGUGAAGAGGGGGGAGCGAGCGAGGACCAUGCAGUGGAUGGUGCGUGUGCGACACGAGGGGAGGCUACGGGUAGAGGAGAGGGCACGGGGGAUGGGGGAGGAAAGGGCGGAGAGGGGAGGGCAGUGAGGAGAGAGGAGGCGGUUGCGGGCGAAGGGGAGGGCGAGGGCAUGGUGGGUGGGGAGCGAGUGGUGGGGCCGAGUGGUGGCGUGCAUGGGAAGAGCAGCAGUGCGGCACAGACACGGUUGGAAAGGGGGAAGGGGAUGGAGAAAGGGGCAGAGGAUGAUUUGGCUGUGGUGGCAGGGAGCGGGGGAGCAAGAGAGGGCGAAGAGGCAGAGCGGGGCGCGGAGGAGGGAGUGGGCAGGCAGGCGGUGGGGCAGGGCGAGGCAGUGAAGGGUGCAGUGGAUGGAGGGGCGGUGAACGCAGGGGCUCAAGUGGGGGUGAAGCAGGAGGGGAGAGAGGGGGUGAAGGAGGGGGACGACGAGGCGCUCACAUCCCCCCCGCUCCCGUCGCCGCACAGCAGGCAGCGUGGGCGACCACGGUACCGCCCCGUGGUGGUGGGCGAGGCGGCGCUGGCCAUCCCUGGGGGCGCGCCGUACUGCGUGCGGCGGCCCAUGGCGCGCGGGCACCUGAACGCCAGCCACAGCUACCCGCUGCUGCACGUGCUGGACGACCUCUGCGCCAUCUGGGACGCCGCCCUCGCCCGCCUCUGCCCUCUCCCCCAUCCUCAUGCUGCCACUGCUGCUGCCCCUCAGGAUCGCGCGGGCAGGGACGGGCAGCAGCGGGAGUGGGAUGGCGAGGAGGGGGUGGAGCGGCGGCGGCAGCGGCAGCAGUGGCAGCAGCAGGUGUCGGCGGUGGUGGUGGUGCCAGAGAGCAUGGAUGGGCGCGAGGUGAAGGAGCUGGUGGGCGUGGCGCUGAGGCACCUGCGCCUGGCGUCCCUGGUGGUGCACCAGCAGGCCGUGGCCGCCGCCUUUGGCAGCGCCGCGCCGUCCGCAUGUGUGGUGGACGUGGGCGCGCACACGGUGAGCGUGGCGUGCGUGGAGGAGGGCAGCGUGCGCGCGGCGUCUCGCGUGGUGGUGCCAGUGGGGUCGGAGGACGCGGGGCUGUGCCUGCUGUGGGCCGCCAACGACAUGCUGGGCGGCCGCCGCCCCCGCACUCCCACGCCCGUGGAUGGGGCGGGCGGGGGAGGCAGGAGUGGAGGCGAGAAGCGCAAGGGUCGAGAUUUGGAGAGCGUGGACUCGAAGGAGAGCGAUGAGGGGGAGCGGCAGGAGGAGGUGGGCGAGAGGGAGAGUGGCGAGGGCAUCAGGCGGUCGUUGCGGGUGGCGAAGAGAGUGCGGGGCGAGGGGAGUGGAGGGGGGGAGGGGGGGGGCAGCAGAGAGAAGGGUGCGCAGGAAAGUAGAGGCGCAGGUGGUGGUGGCGCUGUGGACGAGGGCGCAGACAGGGUUGAGUUGUGGGAGGAGGGGGAGUGGCUGUGGCCGUACCCAGGCUUUGACCCAUGGGCGGAUGCACAGGAGUGGGUGCAGCUGCAGGCGGUGAAGGAGGCGCACUGCUCGCUGCAGGUGGAGGAGCAGGGCGGCGAGGAUGCAUUCGACGGCCAGGCAAGCGCCUUGAGGUGCUGCCGGGUGCACUUCACUCAGCGCUCACCUGCCUCGCCACUGGCAGUGCGCCAUGCUGUGCCCCUGCCACGAGCAGCCAUGCGGGCAGCAGCAGAGAUGCUCUUCCGCCCCGCCCUCAUGCUCUCGCCGCUCUCUCACGUGCACUCGCCCAUCACCCCGUGGCCGUGGCCGCCGGCCCACCUGCGUGUGGACCACCAGGGCGCCCUGGACGACCCCUCGCUGCCCGACUCCGCGCUGCGCCGCCUCGACGCCCUCGCCCUGCCCGACCCCGACCGUGCGCCACCCACCGCCUCUGCUGCUCCCACAGGGGGGCGGCGUGUGCCGCUGCUGCUGGGGGUGGACGCGGCCAUCGCGGCGAGCGUGGCAGCAGUGCCGGACAGGGAGGGGCGGGAGAAGCUGCUGACCAACAUCGUGCUCACCGGGGGUGGCGCCGCUCUGCCCGGGCUGAGGAGGCGCAUCGAGCAGGCCGUGCCUCGCGCUCUCACCGCCCGCUUACAGGCCAUCGCCCACCAGGCUCAAGCUGCUGCUGCUGCCGCCACCGCCACUGCUGCCACUGCAGCUGCUGCUGUUCCACCAGGUUCGGGACACAAUCCUGCCGCAGCUGCUGCAGCCGCGGCAGCAGCGGCAGCGGUAGCCACUGCAGCACAGGCUCAGGCUGCUGCUGCCGCUGCUGCGGGUGGUGGCGCGGGGGGCCAGGGGCGGGUGGAGGUGGAGGUGCUGGCGAGCAGGCAUCCUGCGGGCGCGACGGCGUGGCGGGGGGGUGCGGUGCUGGGCGUGCUGGACUGGAGCCGAGAGUCGUGGAUGACACGCGAGGAGUGGGUGGAGGGGUGCCGCGUGGGCGCUGGCAGAAGGUACCGCGAGUCCAUGUGCUUCCAGACACCUCUCGUGUGGUACUCCAACGUGGAGUAG
Molecule: messenger RNA, 3141 nt
Organism: Closterium sp. Naga37s-1
Lineage: Eukaryota; Viridiplantae; Streptophyta; Zygnematophyceae; Desmidiales; Closteriaceae
Source: the annotation of a GenBank genome assembly